AUGUCUACUGCAAUCACAUCCGACGGCCGACCUGGCAAGAAGCGACGCGCUCCGAUCGCUUGCACCGCGUGCCAUGCUCGAAAAGUCCGCUGCAACGUGGUCCUUGUUGGCCAGCCCUGCUCCAACUGCCAGCAAGACCAGACUGAAUGUGCUUUGCACGUCUCUGCCAGAGGUAAACACAAGCGACGAAAGCUGAAAAGUAACACCCACGUCCGUGCAGUCACGCCGGCUUCAUUAUCUUCAGCUGGGCCAUCUGCGGAUGCUCUAAACCCCCCCACGGCUACCACGGAUCUCACGGACUCGAACCGCCCGAUCUGUCUGCCCUCAGAACCUCCAUCACGAGACGAAUAUGAGUCCAAGGCCAACGUGGAAGCCUAUAGGAACAUUGUCGAUGCUGUUCAGACGAGCGGCGCUAAGGUCCCCCUGUACGUUGGCGAGCUUCAAUCGCUUCGAUUCAUUUUCCAUGUCGCCAGAGACAAGAGCAUCGCCUCCAAGGCUCAUUACCUGGUUCCUCCACCAAAGAGGCGUCAGCUAUCACCAGAAGAAUACGCGUGCCUACAAGCCAAGGGGGCUUUUUCCACCGAGUCGGAUGACUUGAGGGACGAGCUCCUGGGCUUGUUUUUCGACUAUGUCUACCCGAUCCUGCCGAUUGUUGACCCUUAUGAUUUUCGUCGUCGGUACGAGGCGGGCGGUGUUCAGAGCCUCAGCCCGCUCUUGCUUCAGAGCAUGUUUCUUGCUGCAAGCAACUUUAUCUCGACAGACGGGUUGAAAAGGUCAGGCUGGCCGUCGCUGAUGCAUAUGAAGAGAAAAUUCUACGAGAGGGCCAAGGCCCUGUACGACUUCGAAUACGAAACUGAUAAGAUAUGCUUGAUCCAGUCAGUCCUGUUGCUCGGCUACUGGUUGGGACAAGCUCACGACCGGACCGACAGCUGGCACUGGGUCGGCGUAGCAAUCAGCCUGAGCCAGAGCGUCGGCCUCCACCGUGAUCCAGGCAGCUCGGACGUGCCUCCGUUGCAGCGCAGCCUGUGGAGACGGAUCUGGUGGUGUUGCUACUACCGGGACCGAUGCAUCGCGUUGGGGAUGGGACGGGCAUUCCGCAUCAACGCCAAAGACUGUGACGUGAAGGAGCUUACACUUGAAGACCUGGUGCACACCGCGGCCGACUCCCCUACGUCGUCGUCCCACUCAAACCUGAAUGAGGAAAGCGCGGCCAUUGUGGCCAAGUGCAACAGCUACGCCCCCAUAUUUCUGGAGAUUGUCAAAUUGAGCCAGAUUUUGGGCGAAGUGCUUGCCUCUGUAUACAGACCACGGCAAGAGCCGAUUUCCUGGAGUGCGGUCGAGCUCCUGGAAGACAAACUCGCUCGCUGGCAAGUGGCUCUCGACCCACGGUGUCGAGUCGACACGCCGCUUACCGCUUUGAAUGAGCCCAUCGCCAUGACGUUGCACAAAUACUACAUCCAGAUCCUCCAUCAUGUCACGGUGGUCACCAUGUACAAACCCUUCGUCUUCCAAGACGGCUUACUCCCCACCCGGCCUGAAAGCGACAUCCGCGCACGGAUCGCGUGGGAAGGAUGCCAGCUGUCGGCAUUCGCAGCGACAGACGGCUUCCGAAAGCUCAGUGAGCUCGAGCUCGUCCGGUUCCUACCUCCUGAAAGGCAAGGCAACACAACUUUCUUUCUCUUCCUCCGCCGCUUUCUCAUCUAA
Messenger RNA from Fonsecaea erecta, 1704 nucleotides. RefSeq lists its product as hypothetical. The transcript is spliced from 5 exons. Gene Ontology annotation, molecular function: DNA binding; zinc ion binding; DNA-binding transcription factor activity, RNA polymerase II-specific. NCBI's taxonomy places the organism in Eukaryota, Fungi, Ascomycota, Eurotiomycetes, Chaetothyriales, Herpotrichiellaceae. The record is from RefSeq and is a predicted model, not a curated record. Gene Ontology annotation, biological process: regulation of DNA-templated transcription; DNA-templated transcription. Bases 1 to 1704 code for a protein of 567 amino acids.